Messenger RNA from Pollicipes pollicipes, 540 nucleotides. Its product is annotated as RING finger protein unkempt-like. Gene Ontology annotation, molecular function: metal ion binding. The record is from RefSeq and is a predicted model, not a curated record. Bases 1 to 540 code for a protein of 179 amino acids. The transcript is spliced from 5 exons. Lineage: Eukaryota; Metazoa; Arthropoda; Thecostraca; Pollicipedomorpha; Pollicipedidae.
AUGAGCGAGUAUCCCAAGUGGCAGGACACCAACUACGUGCUGGCCAACUACAAGACGGAGCCGUGCAAGAAGCCGCCGCGUCUCUGCCGCCAGGGCUACGCCUGCCCGCAGUUCCACAACCCGCGCGACAAGCGGCGCUCGCCGAAAAAGUACAAAUACCGGUCCACGCCGUGCCCGAACGUGAAGCAGGGCGACGAGUGGGGCGACCCGAACAGCUGCGAGCACGGCGACGGCUGCCAGUACUGCCACACGCGCACCGAGCAACAGUUCCACCCGGAGAUCUACAAGUCGACGCGCUGCAACGACGUGCAGCAGAACGGCUACUGCCCGCGCGCCGCCUUCUGCGCCUUCGCGCACGUCGAGAACGAGAUGGUGACGAGCAGGGAGGUGGGCGCGCCGGGCCUCACCUGCCUGGCGGAUAUCGUGUCGUCGGCGCUGCCGCAGGACGAGGGCGGCUCGGUGCGCAAGAUCUCGGACCACGGCGACGGGCCGGGUCACAAGCCGCAGCGCAACGGCCGGCUCUCGCUGCCAGCAGUCUGA